AUGCAAAAGUCAGAACACCUUCAUGGCUUCCUGCCAGGUAUGUGUAUGAUGCUAAGAAAAGAGUCCAUUUCAAGGCUCUUAUGUGUCUGA
Molecule: messenger RNA, 90 nt
Organism: Penicillium digitatum Pd1
Lineage: Eukaryota; Fungi; Ascomycota; Eurotiomycetes; Eurotiales; Aspergillaceae
Source: RefSeq, a predicted model, not a curated record